AUGGACCGAGUGUUAGGCAUCUCCCAUCAUUUUUCGCAGAGGACCAGCUUCACUUUCGGAGACUACAUCGCCAUGGACCCCCUCUCCAUCGCGGCGAGCGUCACUGGUGUCUUGGCAUUUGCCGCAUCUACAGCGCGCGGCUUGCACUCGCUGGUCAUGGAGAUACGGGACGCGCCCGAGGAUAUUUCAGCUGUCGGACGCGAUGUGCAGUCUCUCGUAGCGGUCCUGGCGUCGGCGCAGGAGACGUGCACCAAGUACGAUAUUUGCCGCGAAGACAAAGCACUUGCCGUCGCGCUAGGAGACUACCUCGAUAUGUGCCAGGAAGCCAUGCAGGGAAUGCACGUCUUGCUCAAGCCGCUGGCAUCAACGGGCGGAGGAGGCAAAAGAAGUCCGCUGAGAUUCGCACUCGGUUGGACAAUGCGGAAGAGUGAGAUACGAGGUCUGAGAGCAAGACUAAACGAGGGCAAGGCAAGUUUGAAUCUAACAUUGUCGGCACUGAACGGCCUGCUGGAAGGCAAAGGUCAAGACGACAUCAGGGCGGAUAUCAAGGACGCCUACGUCAAGAUCAUGAGCGAGUUCCGAAAUUUCGAAGCUGGGAAAAGAGUCAAACGGCGGAUCGAAGACGAUGUCGCAAGCGCUUCAACAGAGCGCGGCCGUCGGGCGUCACUGUCCGAGGUCACCGACCCCGAGUUCUCCCUGAGGCGCUUUCUCCAGCCAGUAACGGAUGACAGGCUCGUGGCACGCGGUAUCAAUGCCACGAUGGGCGAGAGCCACAAUACCGCAGAUACGGCAGCGCUCUUGAGUCCUUGGGCUAGUGAUCCCAACGCCAUACUCGAGGCAGUCAGAGCUCGGAAUCAGCACCUUAUCGAGACACUUCUCAAUCAAGGAUUAUCCCUAUCGACAAGAUCGGUACAGGGUUAUACGGUCCUGCAUUAUUGCGCUAUCGCCGACGACGCAGAGACUGCAAACCUGCUGAUUGAGCACGGAGCCGAUAUCAACGCUAAGGACUACGAGCUGCGAAGUCCUUUCCGCCUGGCCUUAGCUUCAGAAGCUUUGAGCGUGGCGCGUCUCUUGUCUGAGAAGGGAUGCAUCAUCGGAGACUCAUCCACCGCGCUGCUACGGCUUACAGGACGUUCUGAAGAGGUCCCUGGUGUUCGUCCGCUUCUACAGUCCCUGGCGAAGCGGCUCAUUGAAACUGGUCAAGGCCCUUUCUUACUACACCAGGCCAUUUCCGACGUCGACAAAUCUUCGAUGAAGAUACUUCUCGACGAGGGGUUCAGCAUUAGCAAGCCUGAUCAUCGCGGAAUCACACCCUUUUAUCACGCCUUCAGAUGCGAUAGCCGACCUGCGAUGCGCAUCCUUGUAGAAAGAGGUGCUGAUGUGAACCAAAGAAUCACAAGGCACGUGAUCGAUGAAGCCGGAUUGCCCGAGACUUGGCCAGACACGGAUGUCUCCGACAAUCUGUAUGGAGCCACUGCAGUAUUUCUUGCGGCGCGAUAUAAAAGAGACCCAGCAAUGACAAGGUUUCUCAUUGAUCUUGGAGCCGAUCCCGAUGCCCCAAUGUGGGAUGGCAUGGGUAUAUGCGCAAGAGAUUUCACCGCACAAGCAAAGGUCAUGGUCGAGGGCGGUUCGGACAUCAACCGCCCAACACAUGGCGGGCGCGGGGUUUUGUAUUGGACCACGAUUUGCGAAAACAAUGAUCUGAUGAAGACCCUCAUCGCCCACGGAGGGGAUGUCAACUCGUCACAUCCGGAUGAAGGAACAUUGCUCAUGAUUGCAGCGGCCAGGGGAAAUCUAGAAAUGACGAGAAUGCUGGUAGAAGCAGGCGCGGACGUGUUCAAGCUGGAUAAGGACGGCAAAACUGCCUUGCAGAUUGCGUCUUCUCAUGGAAAACAGGAUGUUGUAAAUGCACUUCAGGCGGUCAUGUAG
Messenger RNA from Verticillium nonalfalfae, 1929 nucleotides. RefSeq lists its product as uncharacterized. The transcript is spliced from 4 exons. The coding region runs from base 1 to 1929 and encodes 642 amino acids. Gene Ontology annotation, cellular component: cytoplasm; nucleus. NCBI's taxonomy places the organism in Eukaryota, Fungi, Ascomycota, Sordariomycetes, Glomerellales, Plectosphaerellaceae. The record is from RefSeq and is a predicted model, not a curated record. Gene Ontology annotation, molecular function: protein binding.